Polypterus senegalus (gray bichir) is the source of this 4472-nucleotide messenger RNA. RefSeq names its product solute carrier family 35 member F4 (gene slc35f4). Gene Ontology annotation, cellular component: membrane. Bases 325 to 1572 code for a protein of 415 amino acids. Gene Ontology annotation, biological process: transmembrane transport. Gene Ontology annotation, molecular function: transmembrane transporter activity. The record is from RefSeq and is a predicted model, not a curated record. NCBI's taxonomy places the organism in Eukaryota, Metazoa, Chordata, Cladistia, Polypteriformes, Polypteridae. The transcript has 7 exons.
GUGCGUGUGUGCGUGCAAGAGCAAGCGGAGAUACGCCGCACACUCAACUUGCAGCGUCAGUUUCCCAGGGAGACAUCAGAAGCUGUGCGCGAUCCAGGGAGAGGGAGACAAGCAUCCCAGAUAGAGAGCCGACCCGAACAGUAAACGGGAAAGUGCAGUGCGACAGGAGGCGGAGAGAGCCAGCAAGAGUGAGGGUGGGGGGUUAGCUUCAGAUACAGGGAUGCAGCAGGUCUCCCGAGCUACGGCCAGUCUGAAAAGUAUCCGGCAGUCCUUCCAGUCUCCGAACAGCAGCCGCAAGGAGUCCGGCAUCCCACACAUAGGAUCAUGAAGAAGCAUUCGGCCAGAGUAGCACCGCUGCGCUUGUAUAGCACCUCCGUGCGAACUUGUGUCGACUCUGAAGGAGAGGAAAGCUCCGAGACUCACGCUGAGACUCCCGGCAGCCAGGCCAGUGAAGCUCCCUCCCAGUGUCAGUCCUGUACCAGCACAGCCCUCAAGGUGCUUGGCAGUGUUUUGGUGGUGCUCUCAGUGUCUUCAUCAUGGGUAGGCACCACCCAGGUAGUCAAGCUGACCUUCCAGUCUUUCUCCUGCCCCUUCUUCAUCGCCUGGUUCAGCACCAACUGGAAUAUUCUGUUCUUUCCAGUUUACUAUUCGGGUCACUUUCUCACGGCUGAGCAGAAGCAGACACCAAUCCAGAAGUUUAGGGAGUGCAGUCGCAUAUUUGGAGAAGAUGGCCUCACCUUGAAGCUCUUUUUGAAACGGACGGCUCCAUUUUCCAUCCUGUGGACGCUCACCAAUUACCUGUAUCUCCUGGCCUUACGAAAGCUCACAGCGACUGAUGUCUCAGCGUUAUACUGCUGCCACAAAGCUUUUGUCUUCCUUCUGUCCUGGAUCGUCCUCAAGGACCGCUUCAUGGGUGUCAGGAUAGUAGCUGCCAUCAUGGCCAUCACUGGCAUUGUGAUGAUGGCUUAUGCUGAUGGCUUCCACGGUGACUCCAUCAUAGGCGUGGCUUUGGCGGUUGGUUCUGCAUCCACAUCAGCACUCUAUAAGGUUCUCUUUAAGAUGUUCUUGGGCAGUGCCAACUUUGGUGAAGCUGCUCACUUCUUCUCAACUCUGGGCUUUUUCAAUCUGAUCUUCAUUUCCUGCACCCCAGUCAUCCUCUUCUUCACUAAAGUGGAACACUGGAAUUCCUUCUCAGCUCUUCCAUGGGGUUACUUGUGUGGAGUGGCAGGAUUAUGGCUUGCCUUUAAUAUCCUCGUGAAUGUGGGAGUUGUGAUCACCUACCCAAUCCUCAUCUCUAUUGGCACUAUUCUCAGUGUCCCAGGUAAUGCAGCUGUAGAUGUCCUCAAGCAUGAGGUGAUAUUUAGUGUGGUUCGCCUGACUGCCACAUCCAUCAUUUGCCUUGGCUUCCUGUUGCUGCUUCUGCCGGAGGAGUGGGACACAGUGACACUACGUUUCCUGACUGGAUUUGCUGAGAAGAAAGGAGAGGAGCAUGGAGAGGAGCUGACAGAAUCCAGUGUGCACACACGCAGCCGCAGCCGUGCCAAUGGGACUGUGUCAAUCCCUCUGGCCUGAUCCAGGACCAUUCACUGACCCCCUUUGGUACAUUCUGUGGUCCUGAGUCCACAGUUCAGGGGGGACCAACCCAAGGAUCCAUGGUCAUAGAUGACAGAGAGUUUAAUGAGAGGCUGGCAUUGUGUCGCAGAAGCUCUGCUGGGUUUGAGAUAAGAGGGCUUCAGUCAGUGGUAUCGCUGUCCCCUGUCAAACCAAAGAGCCUGCCUGUAACACAAUGAAAGUCAGCGGCCACUCCUUGUAUUAUGUGUUUGUUGGUUUACUUUAUUUUUUUAUAGCAGACUGUAUUUUUUCCUUUGCAAUAGACUUUAUUAUUUAUAAAAGUAAAUAAAAGACUAACAGAGCACUGUGAUCCACAAGGUGCCAGGACCUAAAACAAUGUAUUGGAACUGGCUCACAAACUUUUCUAUAAUAACAUUUUUAGGCUUUUUUCUCCCAACAGUCCUUUUCUGCUCUGCAAAGUUAUUUCCAAAGAGGGAGAACGGAGAAAAGAUAAAAUAGUUUCCCAUUUUUUGAUGUCAGUACCAACAAUCUAGGCUCCUGUCUCUUUUACCAUUAAUUUCAGCUCAGAUAUUGCUGGAGUGACUAUCUUUGUGCUAUAUGGACUGAAAGACCGCUUGAUGUGUUUCUGUAGUUUCCACGUAUUACCAAAUUGUGGAGAUUCAGAUAUCGUUAUCCCUGCCAUUCCUGUUCAUCUUUAGUCAGAUAUUCCUGAAGAUACUGAAUACUGAUAUCUACAAGUUGUCAAGGCCAGGAAAUCUGACUGAACUGUUGCUCUGGUCCCCAUAGUCCCAUGUUACAGUGAUCCAAGAACCAUCUUUGGUAGACCUUUUUCAUUUAUACUCUGUGCAGACACAGCAGAGCCUGCCUGGUCUGUGACUGUGUCCCUAAAUAUUCAUAUAAUGCAGUUACUUGGGGACUGUCUUCUCUACCAGCACUACUCCCAUCUGCUCACCGAUUCCUAGAGCACUAGACCAGUGACCCCUACUGGUAUACACAAAGAAUAGCCUUCAGGGCUGUUAUGCCUGUCACAUUUACUUGUUUAUGGUAAACGUCUACGCAUCUUGCCACCUGAACCCUAAUCCAGACCUUACAGUACCUACAGCUAAGGUUAGAAUUCCUGGAGAGCUAGACUGUUUGCUCUUGCUGAUGUACAUGUGUUACUGUGUUCACUCGUACAUACAUUGGCUCCUCGUUCCAAGGGCCAUGUGCAUGUCUGCACGUUAGUUCUGUCAGUGCUGUAGAAUAUCAUAUGAGGGUGUUUGUUCCAACUGGUAGGAGCCGUGUCCAUAGUAGCAAGAACGGGAAAAACAACCUCCUUCAGGCCUGUUAAGGACUUUUCAUGUGGGGUCUUAAGCAAUUUAGCAGACCUAUGAGAAUUUUUACUUUGAAUAAUACAGUGAAACUCAUCAGAUCAACCAGCUCUAGACCUUUACAGAUGUUUAAGUUUUAAUGCUCAACUGUUUAUUACUACUAAGGUGCAGGUAAGUGCAAAAAGAACUGAAAAAUUUACUUUCUUUAUAGCACAAAACAAUUUCAGCCACCCUAAUUUCAGAAAACCCUCAUGAAUCAUGGCCCGGUCUUCACAGAGUAGUCUAUCCUCCCAAAGUUAAAACCUGCAUUGUAAAAUGAAAGAAACUUGAUCCACCAUCAGCUCAAAAACGGACUGGUUUAGGUGUUCAUAUUUGCUGCUGCACUAACACCAGCUGGAGCAGAUUGGAGGAACUUCCUGUGAAAUUCAUUGGGUUUGCUCAUACAUAUGUUAUGAAUCAUGAUGCAAAGGUGAGAUAUCUCCUGAAAACUGUAGAAGGUGCAUUGACGUGUUUAGGUAGAAGGACAGAAAACAAUCAAUGGAAUAGCACAAGGGAGAUAAAAGCCAAAAAAACAACUUAAUGUGAGAACUAAUGAAAGUGAGACGUGCCUAAAGAACACAAGGGGUGGGAUGAAGGAUUGGAGAGCACAACUCUCUGCUCUUAAGGAGGUGCUACCCCUCAGAUGCCCUGGAAGAGUGAAAAACGUCAUUAAUGAUAAUGCCUCCCAGACAUUUCCAAAAUAAAAACUCUCAUAACAGAAAAACAGUUACACAGGGCAGUGGCCAAUUUAAAAAAUAAUUGUUAAUCCUUAGAAAAGAACAGUUAUAAAAGUGGAAAAUUAUAGCAAAGUAUAUCCUGGAAAGAACAGCUUUCUCAAACAAAUUAAUUGACAUCUACAUGAGACCAUAUUAGGAGAAGACAAUGGUGAAUUUUAAUAUUUAUAAGCUUGCUGGGUAAACUGCAAUCAACUGGUGUCCCAUUCAGAGUUUGUUCUUGACUUGGACCCAGGGGUCCCAGGGGUCAGUUCAGACGCCCAUCCUCUAGCUACAAAAGAAGUGGACUCUGGAAAAUGGAUAUAUAGAGAAAUUACUAAUAGUAAAUACAAUGGAUUGAUUGAACUGUUAUUUCAUACUCACUGUUGCAAGGGUAGGGUGUGACUCUCUAGGGUCCUAAGGAUGAGACAAUGGGUGGGUUCAGAAAAUAUAUAGAUAGGUAAAGAUAGAUGAAGCGAACAUUUUUUUUUCAUGAAAAUACAUGGUCAAUUCAUUUUCUUUUGCCACUGGAUGUCAUUGUCAGCCCAGUGGAAAAUGAGUUCAGUGACAUCAGAUUCACCAUGCAGGGAACUCAGUUAAAAGGCUGCAUAAAAGGACAUUUUGAGGGCAGUGAGACAGUACAUUGCAUAAAUGCCUUACUGUAUGUAUAUUGCAGUUACAGUAGCUGCAUGCACUGGCACCUCCCAGUGGCAGACAUGGCAGACACUGCUAAUCCCAUCUUUGCAGGAACACAUCCCAUUUUGGUGUUUUAUGUCAGAGAGCUUUCACUGGAUUCAUUUGGAUGGUUGACAAAAUAAAGAGAUGCUCUUUUACAAUA